AUGGCGUCCGUCUCGCCACCCAAGCCGUGGGAGAGGGCUGCCGCUGGGGCAACCACCGCCUCACCUAUCGCCCCAGCUCCUACCGCUUCGUCGAUGCCGGCCGCUGCUGCGACGGCCACCACCACUGCCACUUCGCCCGCAGCGUCAACGUCAAUAUCAUCGGAAGCCCCCGACUUACCGUCUCGCCCAAACAGUCUCAAUACGGUCGCUAAUCGGACGGCUUCAACGUACUCUCCGUAUGGCGCCAAUAGACUCGGUGCAAAUCCCUACGGCACCUACGGUGGAUACGGAGCCUACUCGUCACCGUACUCUCGCUUCGGUUCGAUGUACGGUGGCUAUGGAGGAGGCUACGGCGGGAUGUAUGGCGGCAUGGGCGGCAUGUAUCCAGGGAUGCCAGGCGACCCGAACGAUCCCAAUAGUUUGACGAACUCCUUCAGCCAGAGUACUGCCGCUACCUUUCAAAUGAUUGAGAGCAUUGUAGGCGCGUUUGGGGGAUUUGCGCAAAUGCUGGAAAGCACAUAUAUGGCUACUCAUAGUUCUUUUUUUGCUAUGGUGUCUGUGGCUGAACAAUUUGGCAACCUGCGUACCACAUUGGGCUCAGUUUUGGGGAUAUAUACGUUAAUACGAUGGUUUAAGACGUUAAUUGCUAAGAUAACUGGACGUCCACCCCCCGCUGAUGCGAUGGCCCUUACUCCAUCCGCCUUUUCGGCCUUUUUAAGCGGCCGAUCAGCACCACCUACUCUACCAGAUGGCAGCCCUGCGCCCCCACGGCCAUCGCGGAAACCCUUCUUUAUGUUUAUCAUCGCUGUAUUUGGCUUGCCAUAUCUAAUGGGCAAACUCAUUCGCUCUUUAGCUCGAUCGCAAGAGGAAGAAGCUCGUCGACAACAACUAGCGAUAGGGCCUACCCCGGAGACACAGAACGCUCCUCUUGAUCCAUCCAAGCUGGACUUCUGCCGUGUGCUUUACGAUUAUACCCCCGAUGCGCAGAGCACUGCUGGAAUUGAUCUCGCCGUGAAGAAAGGUGAUAUUGUAGCCGUUCUUAGCAAGUCAGACCCGAUGGGCAACCCAUCUGAAUGGUGGCGAUGCCGCGCUCGAGAUGGUGGCGUUGGCUACCUUCCCAGCCCAUACCUCGAAAACAUCCAACGACGACCAGCACCUGCCGCCAUAACUGCUACAGGUAGCAGUAGCACACCUGGCAGUCGUACAAGUACGAUGACCAAAGGUGACAAAAAUACCACUUCUCAGCGAUCGCAAAGCAUGUCCUCAUUGCCUCAAGACAGUUCUGAGAAACCGGCCAUCUCCGGAAAGAUGGGAGAUAUUACCCCGCAGAGCUUCCAGAAAAGUGCUUUCAAUGGCUCAUAA
Talaromyces atroroseus is the source of this 1362-nucleotide messenger RNA. RefSeq lists its product as hypothetical. The record is from RefSeq and is a predicted model, not a curated record. Lineage: Eukaryota; Fungi; Ascomycota; Eurotiomycetes; Eurotiales; Trichocomaceae. Bases 1 to 1362 code for a protein of 453 amino acids. Gene Ontology annotation, biological process: protein import into peroxisome matrix, docking. The transcript has 3 exons. Gene Ontology annotation, molecular function: protein binding. Gene Ontology annotation, cellular component: peroxisomal importomer complex; peroxisomal membrane; peroxisome.